Neurospora tetraspora is the source of this 1642-nucleotide messenger RNA. RefSeq lists its product as uncharacterized. Bases 223 to 1434 code for a protein of 403 amino acids. Gene Ontology annotation, cellular component: cell periphery; fungal-type vacuole. The transcript has 2 exons. The record is from RefSeq and is a predicted model, not a curated record. Gene Ontology annotation, biological process: positive regulation of catalytic activity. NCBI's taxonomy places the organism in Eukaryota, Fungi, Ascomycota, Sordariomycetes, Sordariales, Sordariaceae.
CGAGCACUCCGAUUACCUGAGUGCCCUGCUGUGGUGCAGUAACUUGACCCACUCCACUUCCCGUUGCUGUGACUACCUACAAGUACCUCUACGGCCGAUCUCCCGAGCUACCGAUUACAACGUCAACACUACUACGACUAUCCAUUACAACUGGAACAUCCGAGAGCCCGUUUCAAGCCGCCGGCUCGGCAAACAACAAACAAAGUGGUGUCUAGUGCCAGCAUGACGGCCGCGGAUCCGUCUCCUCCACGCUCGAACCAGUCCACUCCUUCUCCCGAUAACAACGAUGGUGACACAUUGCUUCCUCCUUUGCGUCCCAAGCCAAGGACGUUGCCUCCAUGGAUCGAUUCGUAUGAAGAGAGAUAUGGACAACCGCCCACCGGCCAGGCUGGAAUCUUGAACCGACCACCCCCACGCACAGUACAGCCGCAACACAACAGCACGCCAGCCGAACCAAAAAGGGUAUCAAAAGAUGGAUUUGUGUACGAACCAGACGGGCUGGAGCGGAGGAACGGUUCCAAGAUCAAGUUACGACGGAUUCUAAGACUCGGGGACGGCACGGAGCGCGGCCGAAAAUGGGACCACCUCCGGACUGCCGAACCCGUCAUUCUCCACCGGCAUGCGCACUACACGUCCAACUCGCCCUGGUCCGACUUUAUCCACUCGUCACAGUGGGGCCACAUGCCGAAUGAGCACUCGGAAGUGGUCGACUACCAAACACUCGAGAAGCUACAACCAAACUUGAAUUUACCCGUGAACCUGCCCGUAGCCGAUGACGCCAACAAGUCCCGUACCGGAAGGAGGUCGGCCUUGUACAAGCGACUAUGGCAGCACGUCCUCCGCCAUCCCUUGGUGCCCUUACUCUUCCGGUCCCUAGUCCUCAUCACCUCCAUCUGUGCCCUCGCCCUUGCCAUUCGCAUCUUCCGGCUCGAAGGCCAGCGGCGCUUUUACCAGCAAGAUCUACAGAAUCAGAUUCUCGCUAAAUUACGAGCACUGCAUGCAGCCCCCAGUUCCGAAAAAUACGUCGACCAAGAGCUUAACCUGAUAAGACAGAUCUCGCGCGGGUCGUCAGAACGGACCCAAGCGAUAGUAGCGAUUGUGGUGGACACCAUAGCGAUUCCUUACACGGGGUACAUGCUCUGGGACGAAUACACGGGUCGCCCAUUGGGGCUCAGGCCGGUCACGCAAAAGAGCGGGUUGGUGCUGAUGGAUGUCUUUUUCAUCGUGUUCAAGGCGGCCAGCACGGCGUUGGCGUUCGAGGUGCUGGUCUAUCAUAACAGUCAAGAUCGCUUAAGGGACCAUUUCAGCCAGGCACUGGCCGGGUUUCAGCUGGUCGGGCUGAUGGGCUGGUUGACCAACUUUACGGUGAAUGUGUUUAGGUUGAUAGUGAAGCUGGGAGGCGGAGAUGAUUUGGAGAAUCAGAGGGGGAGGUGAUGACGGUUAUCAUGGGCGGUAAGAGGAAAAAAAGCUGGGGAGGUGAAUAACGACAAACAUCUCAAACUCGCAUGGUGGCAUACACGUUUCUGCCUCUUUUCUUGGUAGGGUUUUUGAAUUAGCAUAUUAGCAUAAAGCGAUAGCGAAUAGUCUUUUAAUAAGUUGGCAAUUGUCGGGGGUUGUGAGUAGUGUUGGUAACGGAAUGUUG